GAUAGUUGUCAUGCGUGUUGAUGAUUCCCUCUUCAUGUGUUCGAAAAUUUUUAGAUUUUUUUUCUGAUUUUGAUUUGAAAAUCUUAAUCAAACAAAAAAAAAACAAUCAUGGAUUCAAAUCAAGGAUCGGAUGAUUUGCCAAGAUCAAUGAAAAAUUUAUGGACACUAUUAUCCGGGUCAUUGAAUUUAAAAUCAUUACAAUUUAUAGCCGAUGAAUUGGAAUUGAAUCAAAAACAAUUAAUCGAAGGUAUCCUAUAUUAUCGACCACAUGAUAUUAAUGUUGAUUCCAUAUCGAAAUUGAUGGAAAUGAAAAAUUCAAUGGUCAAACCUUCGAUUCUGCAUAAUUUAAGCAUUCUACUUGAUCUUAAUGCUAAACAAUGUUUAGAUUUAAUUCAAUCAUAUUUAUUGUAUGAAUUUGAUGGUACACCUGAAAUGGCACGAACAUUAUUUGCCAAUGAAAAACAGAUGAAAAAAUUAUUCGAAAAUCUUUGGCAUUAUUAUUAUUCUGAAAGAAUUUUUGCAUUAUUUUGCCUGAAACAAAUUCUAAGUAAUUGGAAACAAAGUGAACAUGUUUAUGCAAAAAUAUUUCAAGAUUUUCUUAAACAUAUCAACACUACAACCAAUGGGCAAAUAUCCAAAAAAUUAACUGCACAAUUGAAAUAUUUGACAAGAUUUCAUGAAAAACCACGUUCAAAAGUGUUAAAUUUUUUAGGUGAAAAAAAUUCCAUCGAUCUCACGGUUAAUAUUCGAAAAGAGGAGAUUGAAAUCCUGCAAUUGCUACUUCUUUAUUAUAAAAAUUUCAAACCAACCGCUGAAGAUGUUUUAGAUUUAUUGAAAUUUUUUCAAGAAACUGGAUUCGAUUCAACAAAUAAUCGUGGUUAUCAUUGUUGUCCUCAAAUGCAAAAUUUAGAUCAAUUUUCUGGUUUUCUUAAAACAAUUUUAAUCGUUGAAUUUCUGGAUCCAAAUGGUCUUCGAAAAUGUAAUGAUGAUGAUAAUGUUGAACAUUACCUUUUUCGCAGUGAAAACAUUGAAAUUAUUCAACACAUUUCAAAAAUAAUAAUCAAUUUAAAUAGUACUGCUCAAGAACAUUCAUUGCUGUUCUUUUCAUGGACUAUUAUCAAUUUAUUCUGUACGAUUCAAGAUGAUCAAGAUCAAGAUUUAAUGGAACGUCUGGGUAAUAAUGCAUUACAAUUGAAAAUGUUUAAAUAUUUAGAUAGCUGUCUUUCAUUACCAUCAAUGGAUCUAUUGAAACAUAGUUUUGUUCAUAAUUUAAUCUAUGAAAUUAUUGGUAAUCUAUUGGAGGCAAUAUUUACAAUGUUUGAUUUUGAAAAAUUUCUUCAUCAUCAUAAUGAUAAUUCAUUGAUACCAUUAUUAAUCAAUUUAUUUUCCAACAAUGUUAUUGCUCGGAUUUUGUUCGAUUCUGGCCUGAACACCGGAUUAGGAUUAUCGCUUCGUUAUGCAUUGAAUCUGUUUCCAUAUAAAACACAUCUUUUAUUAAGUUUAUUGAAUUCAUUAGCACAAACAAAUAAGUGUCGAAAUCUGUUUGAACAAUUAUCGAUCAUUCAGAUGUUAACAUCAUUCACCGAAACAUUUGAUUCAUUAGAUUCAAAUGAAUAUUGUCCCGUUGUUCAAACUGAUCACGAAUCAAUUGUUCUGAUUCGUGAUCGUUAUCUUUUCAAUGAUCAUCAAUUAAUAUUACCAAAUGGUUGUCGUGGCAUGGUUUAUUAUUAUGAAGGAUGUCGUUUGGUACGAUGGAUUGAUCUGAAAAUGGAUGGUUGGAAAAUUCUUUAUUGUCGAUUAAGAUAUCUAAUCAAUCAAAUUAAACAAGGUCAUAUGUAUUCCACUAUAAAUGAUGAAGUUAUAUUGAAUGAAAUAAGUAAAUUGGCAUUUAUUUGUUCGGAAUUGAUUUCACAUCAUUCAUAUUCGAAUAUCAAAGAUUUCAAUCGAAUCAUCCGAUUAUUAUUGGAAUUAUUCAAAAUGAUUGUUUCAGUUGAUCAAACAACGAUUCGUUUAUUUAUGGCUGCCGUAAUUAAAUUAUCAACUGAAAUGAUGCGUCAAAAUUAUUCGGAUGAACAAACUGUUUGGUCAUUAUUGAAUGAUAAACGUUUUUUUCCUUAUAUGAUUGGUUUUCAUAAUCAAUUUCAAGAAAUAUUAACCGGUACUGAUACUAAUAUUUCAACAUUGGGUUAUAUUCUUGCAUCGGAUGAAUUUAUUAAAGGAAAUUAUGAUUUAACCCUAUCAUUUCUUUCAUUAAUGUCACAUUUUGUAUCGAAAGAAGAAUUUUAUCGUGAAUCAUCAAUAAUUGCAUCGUUUAUGUUUAUUAUUAAUGAUAUUUUUCCGUCAUAUAAACUAUGGAAUUAUCGUCGUGAAUGUGAUCGACAUUGUAUUGGACGAAUGUGUAUCGAUAUCUUUCAUCGGAUAAUUAAUCGUGUUCGACGUAAAACAGCCGAUGAAUUGAUAAUGAUUGAAAAAAUUUGUAUCAUACGAUUGAUGGAAGGUCAAGCUGCUGAACAAUUAUUAUCGAUUAUUAAAAGUGGUGAAGAAAUUGUACGACAGAAAAUUAUCAAUUCAGGUAAUGAAUAUUUGCUACAACAAGAUGAUCAAAUUGUUAGUAUUCGUAUAUCGAUAUCAAUAUUAAGUAAUUUAUUGGAAAUGUAUUCCGAAUUGACAAAAUUAUCAUCAUUGAAAGAUAAAUCUGUUAUUGAAAAUAUUAUCUUUUCAUCAACAAAUAAUAGUAAUCCAAAUAUGUUGUUAAUAUUUACAAAUUUUAUCUGUCAAAAAUAUGACAUCUAUUUGGCUAUUAAUGCAUUGCAAUUAAUUCAACAAUUAGCCAUAAGAUUUCCAAUGUCAAUGUUGGCUUGUUUUGGUUCACAUACGGAAUUUAUUCGUGAUCAUUUUCUAUUCCGGUUGGAAACGGUUACUGAAGAUUUAAAUUUUAAAAUUGCAUUAUUAAAUUUCCUGUCUACUUGUGUUGAAUAUCAACCUGGUUUAGUGGAAAUGUUUUUAAAUGUUACCAACAAUAAUCAACAACAAACUAAUAGCAGUGUAUUGAAUACGAUUAUCGAAAUAUUGGAAGAAAAAUUUGAUGGUCAAUAUCAUUGUCCAUAUGAAUUACAUUAUUCAUCAUUACAAUUUGUGACGAAAUUUUGGCUCAAACCAAAUUUAAUGGCAAUGAAUAAAUUGAAACAAAAUGAAAAAUUUUGGUCACUAAUAUCAUUUCCAUUGUUUGAACAGAAUAUCGAUAAUUCAUUAUGUAGUUUUAUAUUGAAAAUUUUAUCACGUGAAAUUCAUUUUAUCAAAAUUCUGGAAAAAGAUGAAAUUUGCAAAAAUUUAGAAAAAUUAUUCAUGAAAGAAAUUCUGGAUAAACAGAUGAUUGAAAAUUUUUCCAAACAUAUACAUCAACAAUUAAUUGAUAAUCGAUUAUGGUCGGAUGAUUUUAUCAAUUUGGUUGAUGGCUGGAGAGAUUUUCUUGCAUCAUACAUCAAAUUUAUCGUUAUCGAUAACCAAAAACAAUCAGUAAUUUCAAAACUUGUCAAAGAUUUACUUCAAUAUAUACUGAUAUUGAUCGAUAAUGGCGAUGGCAAUAUUUCAAAAACAGCCAAUAAAUUAAUCAAUAAAUUUUCCAAUCUUUGUCUGAUUAUUACAUCUGCUCAUGAUGAAAAGACCGCAAGAUUAAACGAUAACAGACAAUUAUUAACGAUGAUGGUGGAAAUUUUUCGACGAAUUCAAGCAAAUAAAGAAUCAAUUUCAUUUAAUUCACAAAUUUCACUUGGUGUUUUAUUGAUCAAAUUGAAUAAUGAGCGAUCCAACGAUGACGACCAACAAGAUCAACAACAACAAGAACUGUUUGGUUCAAUCGUGGAAUUAUUAAAUCAUUCAUUUCGUUUAAUGGCCAGACAAUUGAAUGGUAAUUUAAAUGCAAAUUUACAACUAGAAAAACGCUUAAUUAACGUUUAUCUAUCGAUCGUGAUUACCAUAUUACAACGAGCAUCAAAAAUUUCAUCAAUUGAAGAUUGUUAUCUAAAUAAAUUACGUUAUUUUGGUACAAGUGAACAAAUUCUAAAUAUGGUUAUAUUUUUUCUACGUAAACGUUUACACCUGGAUUUGGUACAAAAUAUUUCACAAUAUUUUGUUCAAUUAUCAUAUUCAUCUAAUGGCGCAAGUUUAUUGAAUUCAUUGAAUUUUGUCAAUCAAAUUUCAGUGAAUUUCUCAUUGUCCAACACCAAUGGAAUCAUCGACCGAAUGUCGACGGAUCCAGAUUUUAAAUAUGAUAUUUCGAUAUUUGCACAAAUCGUUCGAACUGUAAACAAUAUGAUUAUUCAUCUGAGACAUCAUUUUACUGAAUGUUGUGUAUCAUUUAUCGCCAUAUAUUUGGAUAUAUUUCGUGAAAUUUUUUCGGCAUUUCGUCGACAACCAUCGAAUCGUAUCGUACAAUUAACAUUAUUGAUAUUGAAACUGUGUUCAUCAACAUCCAAUUAUGUUACGAUAUGGGAAAAUAAUCAUUCUAUUUCCUACAAAAUAAUUACCGAACAAAUACUUUUAUCCACGAAUAUGAUGAUUGCAUUUUUACUACGUCCAUCGCUGGUAUUGAAAACAUUUUUAGAAGAUUAUCAUCCCGCUAAAUUGACCAAUGAUAAUAAUAAAAGAGAAAAUGAUGCUCAUGAUUUGCUGCAAAAUCAGAUGUUAAAAAUGCUAUUAGAAUCAAUGAAAUUUUUAUUGGAUGUUUCACCAGAAAUUUUUUCAUUGUUUGCAAAUGAAACCGAUAUUAUCGAUAAUGAUAAUGAUAAUAAUGGAAAAUAUAAUCUAUUAAUAUCAACAAAUUUUUCAUUUCCAAAUGUUGAUUCAAAUGAAAUUCUCACAUUUGGAUCAUUGGCAAAUUUGAUAAACUUUUUGAUUAAACAAGAAAAAAAUGGAAAAAGAAUCGGAAUGAUUGGCGAUGGCAAUGCUGGUGAUGAUGCUAAUGAUCAAUUACAAAUAUCACUUUUAGAAUUAUCAUUAAUGUUUUUCUUCAUACAAACAUUGAUUGCAAAACAUUCAAUGAAAUCCAUUCCGAAUGAUGAACAAAGAUUUUUUCAUGAAAUUCUCAAUGAAUUGAAUACAUUCAAAUCAAAUCUUAAAUCAAUUCAUCAUCAUCAUCCACGUAAACAAACAUUAUCAUCCUCUUCAUUGUCAAUGUUGACGAAAAUAUCACCAAUAAAACCGAUACCGUCGUCUAUGUCAACAACAACAACAAAUGUACAAUUAUGUGAAAAUCCAUUUAUCAAAAUUAUGUUAAAUAUGAUGGAAAACAUUCUACCAUUUCAUCAUUCGGGUAGUUUAUUAAUGAAUGUUUCCGAAUGGAAUUGAUUUAAACAACA
Molecule: messenger RNA, 5357 nt
Organism: Dermatophagoides pteronyssinus (European house dust mite)
Lineage: Eukaryota; Metazoa; Arthropoda; Arachnida; Sarcoptiformes; Pyroglyphidae
Gene: Nup188
Product: nuclear pore complex protein Nup188
Biological process (GO): protein import into nucleus; RNA export from nucleus
Cellular component (GO): nuclear pore inner ring
Molecular function (GO): structural constituent of nuclear pore
Source: RefSeq, a predicted model, not a curated record